CUUUGUCUCGUUCGAACGCUUUAUUGCGAGAUGAAAACAAUCCUGGUAGUACAAAAUGGCUGACAGUACAGAAAAUCAAACGGGAGAAGAAACGGUCCUACAAACUAAUAUUGAUGAAGAAUCCAAUGAAUUAAGUGAGUUAAAGAAAGACCUAGAGGGCUGGAAAGAAGCAUUGAUCCCAUUGAACAGUUUAUUAGAAUGGGAGAAACCGUAUCAUCCAGGAAUAAUUGUCGGCACGACAACCUUUCUGUUUGCAUUAAUAUGGUUUGUGCAGCCUUCAGUGUUAACAACCUUUUCCCUAGUUGGUUUACUGAUUAGUGCUGUUGAUUUAGUUAUACCAAUGGUGGGAUCGAAAGUCUUUUCUACGGGUGACUGGACAGUAUUUCAUGAACAACAAUACCAUCAAAUAUGUGAGAGAAUCAUGAAUGCAAGAGAUCAUUUUGUUGAUUUCAAGAAUACUAUGUGUCAACUAAAGGCAGAAAAACCUAAAGUUUAUUUCUUUGUUGUUAUGGGUAUUCUGGUUAUAAAUGCCUGGAUUGGAAGUCUGGUUAAUAACCUAUUCUUAACCUAUUUCUUGGUUAAUCUGAUAUGUCUUCUACCUGGCUUGAGACGCCAUGAUAUUGUCAAGAAGAAUCUGGCUGUAGCUUCCACUAUUAUUAGUCGUCUAGUUCUUGGAAAGAAGAAGAAAAAUUGAAGUUUUUCUCUUGUGUUAAAGUUUGUUGUUGUCUGCCAUAUAUUUGAUUAAUCUAACAAUUGGUCUAAAAACAAAAUUGUGUACCUUUGGUGGACUACAUCAGGAAUGAAUCUUGUCUUCAGUGCACAAGAAGGAUAUGGUUCUUGACUGUGUGUAGGGCAGAUAAAGUUAAUACAAGUGUGGAUUCUUCAGAGCCUUAGUAGUUGUGUGUGCAAACCUGGGGAAUCGCGGCUACCAUCAAUCACGCUUGUUCCUAAAAGGUAUUUGUCGUGACAAAUAUUGUUUUUAUCAAGAUGUGCUUUUUGGCUUUGUGGUAUGAGAAGUGCCAAAGGUGCCAUUUGUUAUCUGACCAUUCUUUUGAACUAGGAAUGUUUAAGGUGUUCUCAUACUAAUGACUAGAAUAGUAGAAUCUCUGUUUAUAAAUAAUAACAUACAGUAGUCUAGGUCACUAAGUUGAUUGGUAACAAUAUCUUUGAGCUUCCUUCUACAGAAAGAAACCUCUAGUCGGUCAGUCAAUAGUCGUUGUUAAUAACAUACAGAGUAACUACACACUCAUGUGAUAAUCUCCAUUUUGUAUGUUAGUAAGCUCCACACCAAAUCAUUUUUGUGUAUGUUAUUUAUAAAUAUCUUGGUGACCUAGACUAUGAUAUAUACACUUAUAAAUCUAUAUUCAGGAUUAUUCAGUAGUUUAUUCGUUCGUAACCCUUUCGACUCAUUAUUGAUACAUUUAGCACUUUUAAAAGUUGUUUCAAAUGCAGAGUGAGAAUUAUACCCUUUAUCCAUUUAACAAUUGUUUCCUGGCAGUAGACCUGAAAUUAUGAUUUAGGGUUCUGCCUCAUUUCCUGGCGGGGGUCAUUGACCAUUCUCAAGUUUUGGGUUGGAAGGGUUAAAUCCUUAAUUUUUUUUAUUGUAUUAUGAACAGUUAAUCCAUCAAUCAAAAGCAACUGUGAUCUGUACUCUGAUUAAAGUAAUGACAAUUUCAAUUUUAUGAUUAAAGUAAUGACAAUUUUAUAUAUCUCUCAUAGGAUUAAAUUCUGUUCUCUUAAUGGUACCUACAUAUUUCAUAGAAUUUGGUGCAAUCUACUAAUGUAAUGCCAAACUUUAAAUAUAUAUACAAAUAUAGGUUUUACAACACUUCUUUUAUUUAUUUUUACCUCUUUGAUUUUACUGUAAACUUUCCAUUUUCUUUUUCAAAAUGCGUUUUGCUCAAUUUGCGUUUGUCUUGCAUUGUAGAUGUUUAUGUUUAUUUAUGACCUCUCUUCUUUCUGUUUACUGUGUUAUAUUUGCCUCUUUUACUUUCAUGGUUUUUUAAAACUUUGAAGAGAUUACUUAGUCCUGGUGUGUACCUUAUUAGUAUUAUGCUUACAUUGUCUUAUGGCAGUGGUGGGCAACCUUUUUAGGUGAAGGGUCAAACACAAAGUUUUGAAACAAAGUGAGGGCCAAACAAGAAUUAUUAAUUGUCAUUCUAUUGAAUAAAGUAAUACGAAACAAAGCACUAUUUCUGUGCUUUUUAUUCAGCUCCAAAGUUAUAUUCAGAGAAAAAUCAAAGCAUGUCAACAAAUCAAACAAUAACGUAAAAUGAAAGUAGGCAAGUGACUUCAAUUAGGAAACUAUGUCAUUGAGUGACAAUGCAAGCUAUAAAUAGACCUACAGAGAUUAUUGAUCCGCCAAAGAGUAACGUCUGUUUUGAGAUUGGGCCCAAUAAAAAGCAAUUUCGAUUUUUUUAAUUUCAUUUAGAGAUUAAAUUGCUCUGAAGUUUUCAGAUGUAGUGGAAGGGUCUGGCAGGCCGGAUGACAAGCCCUCACUGGCCGGAUGUGGCCCGCAGGCCGUAGGUUGCCCAUCACUGUCUUACGGGUUUUGUUUUUGUGUGGUGCAGUCCUCCUGCACUUACUAUUAAGGCCAGCAAAUCGAAACUUUAUUUCCAUUAUAUUUGUAUUGUAUCCAGGUCACUGAAAUCCAAAAUUGUUUUAGAAUUUCUCACAUCCCAAAAGAAAUCUAUAUGUAAGUUUUUAUUAAACAGAGUGUGUUUUUCGUUGCAUAUAUGUUUUGAAACAUAUCUUUUAAAUAGGAAAAACGUAUAAUUUGGCUUAAAUAUAUUGAGUAUAUAUAUAAUUAUUAAUUUUUAUUUAGAACAUUGAAUUCAAAUCUGUCAUAAUUUAUUUAGAAUCUUACAUGGAAUUAUAGCUAACUGGCUUUGGUUUAUACAUAUUAUUGUAAAGUAAUUUGUAAGUAAAUUUGCUUAUUCUCUAUAUAGAUGAAAGUUGUCCAUAUAUUUCUGUAGUUAACGGUAUUCAAGGUAUAAAAAUAGAGUUUUAAAAUUUUAUGAUAUCCAAUAAUUUUAUGUCAUUUAUUUAUUACUUAAUGCAUGAACUUGUCAUAAUUUUAUUAAAAUUUUUGUUAAAACUU
Patella vulgata (common limpet) is the source of this 3100-nucleotide messenger RNA. RefSeq names its product ADP-ribosylation factor-like protein 6-interacting protein 1. The transcript has 6 exons. The record is from RefSeq and is a predicted model, not a curated record. Lineage: Eukaryota; Metazoa; Mollusca; Gastropoda; Patellidae. Bases 56 to 694 code for a protein of 212 amino acids.